Dama dama (fallow deer) is the source of this 463-nucleotide messenger RNA. Its product is annotated as cytochrome c. Gene Ontology annotation, biological process: mitochondrial electron transport, cytochrome c to oxygen; mitochondrial electron transport, ubiquinol to cytochrome c. The transcript has a single exon. Bases 95 to 412 code for a protein of 105 amino acids. Lineage: Eukaryota; Metazoa; Chordata; Mammalia; Artiodactyla; Cervidae. Gene Ontology annotation, molecular function: electron transfer activity; heme binding. The record is from RefSeq and is a predicted model, not a curated record. Gene Ontology annotation, cellular component: mitochondrial intermembrane space.
GCACGUACCGGCGUGUCCUUGGGCUUAGAAAGCAGGGCGUUCGGCUUGCGAGCGGGAACUUCUCGGUCGCGCCCAGAGAAAGAACGAUUUAAAAAUGGGUGAUGUUGAGAAGGGCAAGAAGAUUUUUGUUCAGAAGUGUGCCCAGUGCCAUACUGUGGAAAAGGGAGGCAAGCACAAGACUGGGCCAAACCUCCAUGGUCUGUUUGGACGAAAGACGGGUCAGGCUGCUGGAUUCUCUUACACAGAUGCCAACAAGAACAAAGGUAUCACCUGGGGAGAGGAGACGCUGAUGGAGUACUUGGAGAAUCCCAAGAAGUACAUCCCUGGAACAAAGAUGAUCUUUGCUGGCAUUAAGAAGAAGGGAGAGAGGGAGGACUUGAUAGCUUAUCUCAAAAAAGCUACCAAUGAGUAAUAGUUGGCCACUGCCUUAUUUAUUAUGAAACAGAAGUGUCUCAUGACUUUU